Molecule: messenger RNA, 495 nt
Organism: Lichtheimia ornata
Lineage: Eukaryota; Fungi; Mucoromycota; Mucoromycetes; Mucorales; Lichtheimiaceae
Exons: 4
Coding region: 1-495 (164 amino acids)
Source: RefSeq, a predicted model, not a curated record
AUGGGUCAUCCUAUACGAGUCUCGAGCAGCAGCAGCAAAGUGGACAUCGAGGAAGAGAGCUAUUGGAAGUCUCCAAGCGCUCUUGAGUUGGCCGUAUUAUCCAGGCAACCAGCGACAUGGCGACACAGCUUGUUGGAUCAAGGCACUCAUUCUGAACAAGGCAUUCAUCGUGAACAAGGUACAAGGCACAAGGAACUCACUGUGGACAAGGACAAGACUCGUUUCAAUAAGCUUAUGGAUCAUUCAGCAAGGCUUCAGCAAAGGAAAACGGCAGCAAGUGUGGGCACAUCUUCAACGUGGGCUCGUUCAUGGCAUUCAAAUUCUCAGCAAGAGGAUCUUUAUUCACAACAAGCACAAGUAUCUCCUUCUCACUAUCUCAAUCAGGAUUAUGGUAAGGAUGCGGAGGAUAUGGGAAUGGCCUUGUCUCUUACAUGGAUGGUGUACGCUUUCAUUUCAGCACGAGGAUACGUAUGGGGUGGAUGGUACAGCAACUGA